UGCAUUUUGCAUCAUGUGAUUUUUCUGUAGUCCAAAAUGGAAACUGCCUAUUGUUCAACACAAAGCAGGGGUGUUCUGACAAUGUUUGCUUUCUGUUUGGUUGUUAUUCUACUGUCACAAACUGAUGCGAUGAUGCAUUGUAAAGAAAAGUCGUUGACUCAGAGAUUUCUAGAUUUUGCAUUGGAACAGAAGAGGGCAUAUAUAACAAAUGAGACUGAAUUUCAAAGACGUUGCGACAUCUUUCAGGCAAAUCUUGCUCAUGCUCAGGUCUUGAACAAACCCCACAACUCAACCAUAUAUGGAGUCAAUAAAUUUGCUGAUUUGUCUUCUCAAGAAUUCCAAGACCUCUACCUGUCUGGUUACAAGUCUGCAAGGUGGCACAAGAAUGCUAGUGAUGCUUCCCAAUAUUUAGGAUCACAGAUGGUGGUGCUUCCCCCUGAUGGUUUGCCACAGAGAGUUGACUGGAGAGACAAGAAAGUCGUGACUCCGAUCAGAGACCAAAAAGCCUGUGGUGCCUGCUGGGCUUUCAGUGUGGUGGAGACAAUGGAAAGCAUGUAUGCCAUUCAGUACAACACGACGCCUCCGUCACUGAGCGUGCAAGAACUUAUCGACUGUGAUGACAAUAACAAAGGUUGUGAAGGUGGAGACAUUUGCUUGGCCACCCGCUGGGCGCAGGCGAAUGGAGUUGUUUCAGAGAGUAAGUACCCACUGACCGAUCACACCGACAGCUGCAAGAAGGUGCCUGCGUCAGUGCCGCGGGUCGCUGUGGACAGCUACAACUGUACCAGUUACACCGGCAAAGAAAAGUCUAUGUUGGCUCUUCUUGCCUCUCGGGGUCCGAUCGCUGUGGCUGUUGAUGCUUCAACCUGGCACAACUAUGUCAGCGGGAUCAUACAGUUCCACUGCUCCAAUCUUAUCAACCAUGCUGUUCAGAUUGUUGGAUAUGAUUUGACGGGUGAGAUCCCGUAUUACAUUGUGCGCAACUCAUGGGGCUCAGACUUUGGAGACCACGGCUACCUGUACAUUAAAAUUGGAGACAAUUUGUGUGGUCUGGCUGAUGAGGUUUCCAGUCUACUCGUGAAGGAAAAAACAAGAUAGCUCACGUCAACACAGUACCACUACAGUCUAAAAUGUCCAUGCUGGCCAUCCUAUAUGGAGGAGAGCAGUGGUCGUCUUAGGCAGGUGGAUGUCUUGGACAGUGCCAUUAUAAUAUAUAAAAAAAAUAAUAUGUCAAAGAGGAAGUGGGCAGUGGUCUUUUGUACAAGUGAUUGUGUUUAUCAGGUGGCCAUUAGAAUUAGAAAAAGUUUAACUGUACUUUGGUAGUACUCUGGCUGGUUCCUUUUAUGUGUGUUUAUUUCACCGAUGAAGCUGAACUGUUAUGAACUAAUUCACUACGUAAUUUUCUACCCUUCUGGACGUAAUUUUUUUUGGACGACAGGUACUUAUUUAAUACAUACAUAUGCUUAGUUUUGCCCUCUUUUGCUAAGUAUAGCAUUAUAUAUCAAAUGAAAGGACAGUCUGGGCUCUUUCUCUCGCACUCACACUGGUAUUAAACGUGCAUAUACAGAUAUACAGGUCAUGUAAGAAAGAUAAAGGUAAGAAUAGUAAGAAAAAUGUAUAUUGUCCAGAUCUGGCGCAUUGGUUUGGUGUUUCACUACACACAUACACACACACACACACACACACACACACACACACACACACACACACACACACACACACACACACACACACACACACACACGUGCACACUCGCACCCAUACAAACAUACUCUUUCAUACAUCCUCUCUUUCACACACAUCUACAUGUACAUACAUGCACACAAAAUAUUAUGCUUUCUCUCACAAACAGACCCACAAUCACACGCAUAAUCAUGAUAUAAAAAUGAAUACAAUUAUUGUCAACAAUAAUGAUGACUACACUAGAUACAUUUAUAAUCAGUAAUCUGAUAGUACUCGGAUGAUAUUCUGGAAUUACAUGCUUUAACUUAAAAAUUUAUAGAAAUACUUAUUACUGCAAGAUGGUUAAGGUGGUAGGAAUUUAAUGGAUAUACCUAUGUACAAGUACCUAAAUAGAAUUGAUUAAGUCAAGAAUUUUGAGGGGCCCCAAUCUGAGUCAUUCUAAGAGUGCUCUAUUGUUAAUUAUUGACAAUAAUAAUUAUUUUUUGUGGUUUGAGAAAAAUGUUGAUAGAUUUUAAAAGCAACAAAAACAUUCCAGCUAUGAUUUUUAGAAUUCAAUAUGGUUUAUUUUUGCUUUGGUCUUUGCAAAUCCUUAAAGAAUAUUAUUUUAGACAUU
Aplysia californica (California sea hare) is the source of this 2296-nucleotide messenger RNA. RefSeq names its product cathepsin O. NCBI's taxonomy places the organism in Eukaryota, Metazoa, Mollusca, Gastropoda, Aplysiida, Aplysiidae. The record is from RefSeq and is a predicted model, not a curated record. Gene Ontology annotation, molecular function: cysteine-type endopeptidase activity. The coding region runs from base 37 to 1098 and encodes 353 amino acids. The transcript is spliced from 9 exons. Gene Ontology annotation, cellular component: lysosome.